Molecule: messenger RNA, 1009 nt
Organism: Tuber melanosporum (Perigord truffle)
Lineage: Eukaryota; Fungi; Ascomycota; Pezizomycetes; Pezizales; Tuberaceae
Exons: 7
Coding region: 50-871 (273 amino acids)
Biological process (GO): barbed-end actin filament capping; cell morphogenesis; actin cytoskeleton organization
Cellular component (GO): F-actin capping protein complex; actin cortical patch; cytoplasm
Molecular function (GO): actin filament binding
Source: RefSeq, a predicted model, not a curated record
CUCUUACUAACUUUAUCCCAAGUUCACGCUACAGCUGAGAAUUAUUCCGAUGGCUUCUCAAGAUCCUUUCGAUUCCGCACUCGACCUUCUCCGCCGUCUUAAUCCGAAAUAUACGGCAAACAAUGUCAAUGCUCUUAUCAAUCUUGUCCCAGACUUGACCGAAGACCUCUUGUCAUCCGUAGAUCAGCCCCUUCAGGUCCAACGCUGUAAGAAGACUGGGAGGGACUAUCUUCUUUGUGACUACAAUCGUGAUGGAGAUUCUUACAGAUCCCCAUGGAGCAACGAAUUUGACCCCCCUCUCACAGACGGUACUCUACCUAGUGAAAGGGUUAGAGGGAUUGAAAUUGCUGCUAACGAUGCCUUCGACAUUUACCGGGAACUGUAUUAUGAAGGUGGUGUUUCAAGUGUCUACUUCUGGAACCUUGACGACGGGUUUGCCGGUGUAGUUUUGCUCAAAAAAUGCAUGUACCAAUCCUUUGUUUCAUCUGCCAAUGAAUCAACUGGUUCUUGGGAUUCAAUUCACGUUUUUGAAGCUACCGACAGGGCCCGAAUCUCCCAUUACAAGCUCACUUCUACGGUUAUCUUGAAUAUGAUUAAUGGAGACGAAUCCCUAGGGGAGAUGGAUUUGAGUGGAAACAUGACUCGGCAGGUUGAACAAGAUAUGCCUGUUGGAGACGAUUCUUCGCAUAUUGCCAACAUCGGAAAGUUGGUCGAGGAUAUGGAGUUGAAGAUGAGGAACCUACUCCAGGAAGUUUACUUUGGAAAAGCGAAGGAUGUAGUUGGCGAUUUAAGGAGUAUUUCGUCCUUGACCCAGCAGGAGAAGGACAGGUCCAUGCACCAGGAAAUGAUUUCUUCCAUGAGCAAGCGAUAAGGGAUAUGUAUAUCCCACAGCACGGACCGUGCAUCGUUUCCCAUAGAAAUACCCAACAAAAUAGCCUCUUCUCACAAAGAUGCAAUACGAAGAAAUGAUAACACUUCCGCUUUGAAUAAAAAAGAAACCUUUCUCCUA